Messenger RNA from Psylliodes chrysocephalus, 1445 nucleotides. The record is from the annotation of a GenBank genome assembly. Lineage: Eukaryota; Metazoa; Arthropoda; Insecta; Coleoptera; Chrysomelidae.
UCAUAAUGAUAAUCCUUCAUUAAUUUGAAGUUUAAUUUAAAUGCAGUCACAAAAAACUGUCAAACUGUUAACCUAAUGAUGAAUCAUUGGUUUAAAAUAGAACAAUUUGAAGAAAUCUCUGGAAAUUAAAUUUCACAAAAUGCGUAAAAAGUUUUGCUUCAAGAUGUAACCACCCCCAAGAUGUGAGAAAAGGUAGACACAAUGUUGAAAGAGCGCCUGCGUUAAAAAAAAAACAAAACACAUAAAUUUAAAUUCUUCUCCUGUAAACUAUCAAUUUUAACUUACCUAUUACUAGCCUUGGUCAAACUUCCGAGAAAAAAUUUAAAAUCGCUUUAAAAUUCAAUAAGUAAUACCCGUCCUACAAACAGGUAGUUUUGGCCUUUUAGAGUCGUUAUACCUCCACCGAAACUAUGUCAGUGUUAAACGAAGAAUCGGCCAGCAGCAGUUGCAAAAAGACGAAAACAAUGCCUAAUAUUAAAGUGUUUAGUGGUACAAGUCAUCAUGAUCUGACCCAGAGAAUCGUUGAUUUUUUGGGUAUCGACCUAGGAAGAGUAGAAACCAAAAAAUUUAGCAAUCUAGAAACUUGCGUAGAAAUAAACGAAUCAGUUCGAGGCGAAGAUGUCUACAUCGUUCAAUCGGGUAGCGGUAACGUCAACGACAAUCUCAUGGAACUCCUCAUCAUGAUACACGCUUGCAAAAUAGCAUCGGCUAGCAGAGUAACAGCAGUCAUUCCGUGUUUUCCCUAUUCCAGGCAGGAUAAAAAGGAUAAGAGUAGAGCGCCGAUAUCCGCUAAGCUUAUUGCGAAUAUGAUAACCGUUGCCGGGGCUAAUCAAAUUAUCACUAUGGACCUACAUGCUUCGCAGAUUCAAGGGUUUUUUGACAUACCAGUUGAUAAUCUAUACGCUGAGCCAGCGGUAAUAGGUUGGAUUAAACAGAACAUCCCAGAUUGGAAAAAUUCUAUCAUCGUGUCCCCAGACGCAGGCGGCGUCAAACGAGUCACGUCAAUUGCAGAUAAACUCAAUGUGGAGUUCGCUUUGAUCCACAAGGAGAGAAAAAGGGCAAACGAAGUCGCGUCAAUGGUUUUAGUAGGAGACGUUAAGGAAAAAGUUGCGAUCUUAAUAGACGACAUGGCAGAUACUUGUGGCACGAUAUGUCAUGCUGCCGAUAAACUUAUACUAGCAGGGGCUUGCAAGGUAUACGCGAUUCUAACUCACGGAAUUCUGUCAGGUCCGGCCUUAUCCAGGAUAGAGCAAGCCCCGUUUGAGGCCGUGGUAGUAACCAAUACCACUCCCCAAGAGGCGAACAUGACUAAAUGUUCCAAACUCAAAUGCAUCGACAUUUCUAGAAUAUUUGGAGAAGCUGUCAGACGUACUCACAAUGGAGAAUCAGUAUCAUACCUAUUUUGCAAUGUUCCUUAUUAAAUAAAUAUAUUUUUUUAAAUUUUC